Messenger RNA from Chelonia mydas (Green sea turtle), 16939 nucleotides. RefSeq names its product divergent protein kinase domain 1C (gene DIPK1C). The transcript has 6 exons. Bases 364 to 1611 code for a protein of 415 amino acids. The record is from RefSeq and is a predicted model, not a curated record. Lineage: Eukaryota; Metazoa; Chordata; Testudines; Cheloniidae.
UCAGUCUUCUUGCAAAAGCAUCAGUCCGUGCGAGGGCCAGAGUGGGAGUAACUUCCAUGCAGUGCAGGGCUCCCAUCACAGAGAGCCCAGUUAGGAGCUCGCACCGUGGGGAUGACACACGCACGCUGCUGCUGCUGCUCAGCGAGCACGUUGUCAUUUGCCAGCCACUGCCCAUGGACAAGGCAGAUCGGGCCACUGAGCGAGUAACGCCCGGGGGGUGCGGGGUGGGUAUUUGCUUCCUUGCAAUGGCUCCAGCGACAGAUCCGAACAAGUGGGAGCGACACUGAUCUCCAUGGAGCCCCCUCCUGCCUCUGGCUGCUGCACCGGCUGCUGUGCGUGAAGCCGCCCCAGCCAGGACGGACCAUGCGGGGCAUCCUUGGCUUCAAGAGGCUGAGGCUGAAGAUCUGGAGGAGAUGCACGCUCCUGUUCUUCCUCUGCUGGGCUGGCUGCUGGCUGCUGGGCAGCACGUUCCUCUUCCUUGUCCACAGGAGCGUCUUCUCCGAGCGCUGCACCGACGAGAAAAGCCACAGGAUGCUGGCGAGGCUGUGUCUUGACUACAGAAAAGGAGCAUUGACUGGUGACCUUUGUGAAGACUUGUGUGUGGCACAGAAGCUGGUGUACAAGCAAUGCCUUUACUACGACAGAGGUAAGAAGGUCAUCCGGGCGGACUGGAAAGGCCAGCCAGUCAUCUUGAAAUCCAAAAAGGAAAUCUUCUCUAGCUACCAGAGCCUCAGAUUGCUUGAUGAAGUGGAAACACAGGAUGUUCCUGAGACAGAGCUUCUGCUGAUGGUAGCUUUGGAGGUCAAAAAUGUCCUGGGUCUGGAAUUAUCUAACAACACCAUGGGACCCUUAUGGACUAGGAGGAGAGGUCUGCAUUGGAAAGCACAAGUGGCCAGCAUGUGGUCCUUACUCCAGCAGGAAGAAUAUAUCUACUUCAGUCUACUGCAGGACUUCAGCAAACAUGUCCUACGGGUCAUCGGCUCCUGUGGCCACUUCUAUGCUGUGGAGUAUCUCACAGCCGGACAUGCCCGGCACAAAACUGUUUUUCCCUUGGAGGAUGCAGUUGGUCCCUCCUUCACUGGCACUAAAAGCAAGGUGAAGGCAAUCACGGACAUUGCACUCAGCUUCCUAGAUAUGGUGAAUCAUUUUGAUAAUGAUUUCUCUCACCGGCUUCACCUGUGCGAUAUCAAACCAGAGAAUUUUGCUAUCCGAAAUGAUCUCACGGUGGUUGCCAUUGAUGUGGAUAUGGCCUUUUUUGAACCUAAAAUGAGGGAUAUCCUUGAACAGAAUUGCACAGGAGAUGAAGACUGUAAUUUUUUCGAUUGCUUUUCAAAGUGUGACCUGAGAAUCAAAAAGUGUGGGGCAGAAAGGGCCAACAACAACCUGCAAGUCAUCUGUGACAAAAUAUUCCGUCACUGGUUUUCUCCAAAUCUCAGGGGACCCACAAUUUCCUUCCCUCUGCAGUUGCAAUUGCAAAAGGCUGUUCAUGAAUGUGCCAAACCAGGACCCAAGGACUUGACACAACACCAGCAAACAUCUCUGCAUUCUCUGUCUGAGUUAUACCAUUUGUUGCAAGCCAGUCAAAGAGAACUUCAAAAAGCAGCCUUGUGAAACUCACUGGUAGCAAUGAUAUAUAAUAAUCAUCAUUGCCAGCAGUCUCUCUCUCUCUCUCCCCCCCCCACGCACCCAUCCAUUGUAUUAAUUUUUACAGUGUAUAGAUUUUUUUUUUACUAUGAAAAUGAAACCCAUGGUUGAAGAUGCAGUGAAUGUUAUUAAUCCCCUUUGAAGUGUGAAAUUGUUUGACAUUAUAUGGACACUAUUCUUGCUUGGUUUUUUGAAGUCACAUUGGCUCUCCACAGUGACAUUCUGUCAUUGGUUGCCCAUAGAGUUGUGGUCUCCUGCUAAAAUAGCAUCCAGCUGAGAGCUGAUCCCAGGGUGAUGAGAUAUUUAUCUGUGGAUGGUGCUUUGAAAAUGAAAAGUGUAAAUGCUUAGCAGAACUAAUAUUAAUUUAAAAGAGAGGCAUGAGGUGUCCUUAUAUUUCACCACAGAGUGAGGGACUGGUAGGCAGGGUUCAGGACAGACUACUCUGCACAAACAGCUUCUGCCAGUAGGGAACUGCAUAGACACAUGGCUGAUUUUGUAUAGACUUCUCCUUCUGCUGCUCUCAAAGGCAUUGCCUUUCUUUAUCUUUUGCAACUGGAGCCCUAGCCGACACUGCUGGAAGAAAAUACAUCAAGUUGCUUAGGGAUUGUCUAAACAGAGAAAUUUACCAGCAUAAUCAUAGUGGUAAAAUUAUACUGCUAUAGUUAUACUGGUAUAACUCCUCAUGUGAACCCUCUUAUUCCUUUUCUGGUUUAGUUUAUCUCGCUUUGAGAGAGGUAGAUGGGACACUUUAGCAGGCCGCAGUGUACCAUAUCACUUCCUUCCCUUCUCCAUCAUGGAAGGGAUUGUGGAAAAGAGUAGGGAAUACUGGCGGCUUUUAUUUAGUACAUGCAACAUUUUUUUGGCUUUAUGGUGAUAUUUUAGUAACAAAAGGAAUUUUGCAUGAGAAGUCAUGAUCCGCAGUCAGUGGGACCAGUUACAUGAACAGGGAUUGCAGGAUUAGGACUUUAAAGCUGAUUUCCAAAGUUCUCUAGCUGUGGAGAGUCUAGCAGACAAGUUUAGAAGCUGUCUCAGUUGUGUACUGGUGCUAUGCCCGUCUGCCAUUGCUGGCAGAUUAUGGGACUGCAUAAAUGAGGCAGAGACCCGAAAAAACAAACAUUUCACAAUUUUUACUAAAAGAUCAUCAGAUGGGACUCUCCAGUUUGGAAUUUGGCAGUGCUGGGUUGGGGGCAUAUAAUUACAUUUGCAGCUUAUCUAUAUGAACAUUCUGAGGGCUGUUUCCACUCAAAAGUUAAAGCAGCCCUCCUGAGAGAUGUCGUUAAGCCAGCCUAACCCACAGGAAGAAUUCUUUUGUCAACGUAGUUACUGCCUCAUGGGGGGUGGGGGGUGGAUUAUUGACAGUGAUGGGAGAACCCCUCCCAUCGCUCUUAUGUCUACAAUGAAGCAUUACAAUGGUGCAGCAGCUGUGCAGCUGCAGUGUGUUAAGUGUAGACAUACCCUUAAAUCACAGCAGGCUAAUGUGGGAUAGAUUUACAGCCCAGUAUUUUGCCACUUUGAAACUGCUUUACAGACAUUAGUCUUCACAACAGCCCUAAAGCUUGGCAGAAGUACUAUUUUAUUCACAGGCCUUGUCUAGCUAGGAAAUGGGCGUUCUCUUUAAAGAGGGUUAGCUCAUGUGAUUUUAAACACCUCUUAGCACCUAAAAACGCAUUAGCUAGCUAGGAGAAGUCUAGGAUUCCUCAUGACUAGCUAACAUGUUCAUAAGGAUGUUAAAUCAUGGUGCUUAAUCAUGUAAGCCCUAAGUAGUGUUUCAAAUUAUGUUAGGUUUUACACCAGCGAGAAUGAGGUUAAAGAACUUGCCCAGGGCAAGGCCAGGGAACUGAGUCAAGAUUAGAACUCAGAAAUCCUUGGAUGGUAAAUCUUUGCUUAAUCCACACUUUUUUCUAAGAAAUCAGAGAGACAUUUUAAAAAAAAUAAUCCUCAGCUAAAGUAGAAAACGUACCAAAAAGCCCAGGCCCUGUCAGAAAGCUGAGGUCACCCAUGAUGUCAUUAGAAAAUGUAAUGAAACUGGUUGAGGAGAAACAAAAUCAAACUGGAUGGAAUCUGCAAUCACUGAACUGAAUCAAAGAGAGACGCCUGCAAGACAAAUGCAUUAAAGAUUGUGAGGUGGUCAGAUCCUAUGUAAAGGGGGCCAGAUAAGUACCAUAAAUAGAAAGAAGGUGGGAAAAGGGACAAAGGAAAAGUCAGGGAAAAAUAGGUUAAAAAAAUAAUACAGCUCAGCUUCUGGUUGGCUCUGUGUAUAAUGCUGUCCUCUUGCAAUUGGCCAAGGUAAGGUGCCUUAUUUCUAAGAGAUGGGGAUGGGGGCAGAAAACUCUGUUAGCUCAAAUGGCACAGGGCUGUGGGGCCUUUUGGACUAGGAUAGAGAGCUCUGUUAUCCAUGGUGCAUGUGUGCAGUAGAGAUCUUUGUCCUGAUCCAACUAUGGGAGGUGGAUCAGGCCCCAUAAGUAGCCACAGAUUUGUUACACUUCCCACCAACAAACUGCCGGUAUUUCACAGCAAGAGGCAAUGAUGAACCUAGAAAGAUCAGUAGCAGCUUAUUGUGCACACCCCCAACACUGCAGAGAGCCUGACCAGAGACCCCCAUGGCAGACUGGUUUCCCCAUUAUCAUCAUUUCCUUCUCUCUUUCUGAAUCCAGAAAAUACAAUAGAGGAGGAACAACAACAAAAUCAAUUUUUGCCAUUUUGUGGCAAUAUUGCACUCCACCAUUUACCAUUGUGGGUUCCCUUUCAUAGCUUCAGGUUUGCAUUUUGUACAGUGGAGCGAAACAAGUGUUGACAUGGUUAUUUGAAUCUUAAAACGAAACACGGCAACAAGAUCUUAGAAUAAACCUUACUUGGUUCCCCAGGAGACUGUCUGAUAGGGUUUAAUAAGUGAAAUCACGUAUGAAAAUUUUCUCUGACCCCCUGAGGGCUGAGCUGUAGGUCACCUUCACCUGACAUGAACCUCAGUUUAACUCAUUACAUUCUUCCGCAGCUCAUUAGGUUUUGUUUAGUCUUUUCAGGUUACAAAGAACAAUCCUCAUGAACAAUCAAUACCUCAGAAAAUAUUGAGUAGCAAAGCAAAUGGAUGAUUUGCACUUGGCAGGGCUUUAAGGUUACCUCCAACUGGAUUUUAGUAAACCUUCAUUUGCAAUUGGCAAGUCUAGGAGAACCUAACAGAUUGUAAGAACACAAUGGGCCUGAUUCUCCAUUGUCCUGCACCUUGUGAAGUCAUUUAAAUCUGUGUAAAGUGAGAAACCAUGCUUCCACUCACAUGAAUGGACAGUACAGAUUACAUGGUGUUUUACACUUGCUUUGCACCAGAGCAAAUGACUAAAGAUGCAAGGCAGUGGAAAAACCAGGCCGUGUGUCUCCACAGGACAGGGGUAGGGGAGGGAAAUAGGCCUUCUCAUUGUUUGUACCUUGUGUAGCCACUUACAAUUGUGCAAAGUGAAUGUAAAAUGCAGCCAAAUCAAAUAGGAGCAUUUUACACACACUUUUCAUAGGUGUAAAUAGCUAUGCAAGUUGAAAGACAAUGAAGAGUCAAGCCCAACUGGGGAUAUUCAGUCUUGAGGACAGACUGAAGGGGACCAGAAAAUCUUCAAAUAUGUUAAGUGCUGUGCCAAAGAGUAUGAGGAUCAAUUGUUCUCCAUAGCCACUAAAGGCAGGAUGAGAAGUAAACAGCUUAAUCUACAGCAAGGGAAAUUUAGGUUAUAGAUUAUGAAAAACUUUCUAACUAGAAGGACAGUUAAGUGCUGGAAUAGGUUACCGUGAGAGGUUGUGGAAUCCCCAUCAUUGCAGAUUUUAAAGAACAGGUUAGGCAAACAUCUGUCAGGGAUGGCAGCGUGGGGGUAUGGACUAGAUCAGUGGUUCUCAAAGCCGGUCUGCCACUUAUUCAGGGAAAACCGUGGCAGGCCAGGCCAGUUUGUUUACCUGCCGCGUCUGCAGGUUCGGCCAAUUGUGGCUCCCACUGGCCGCAGUUUGCCGCUCCAGGCCAAUGGGGGCUGCGGGAAGGGCGGCCAGCACGUCCCUUGGCCCGCGCUGCUUUCUGGAUAUCUAUAAAGCUGCAAUACUUUUAUUUUCCUUAGUGUGGUUAAUAAACAUAGUUAAAAUGUGAUUUAUAAUGGCUACAAGAACAUAAAAUAUUGAAUAUAAAUAAUGACAAAUGAACAGCAAUAAUGAAAUAUACUCAGCCCAAUUCAGCUCUUUUACAUCUCUGAAAACCCACUUGUGUCAGGGUUUUCAGAGAUAUAAAAUAGCAGACUUUGAGCCAAUAAAUGUCAUUAUCAAAACACUCUCAAAAUAUCAGCUGAAUUGUAUUAAAUUAGGUCAAUGUAACAUCACUGAAUAGGCUUUACAUAAUGCAAGUAAACUGUGUAUAUGUCCAUUGCCCUUAAAACUAAAGAAAUGAAGCCAAGGUUCAGAUCGUAUAGUGAUAAGCACUAUAGAAAUACCUAUAAAAUAGAAUUUGCAUAAAAUACAUGGGGCAUAUCCUCAGCCUCACUUCAUCCUAUUUGUACGCUCUUUCCUUUGUAUAAAUAUGUGUAUGUACUAAGUCACGUGUGACACGUGGGAGAAAAUCCAGUGUUUAGACUUGAUUUUGAUUUCACUCUACACUGGUGUAGCUACUCUUUGACUUUAUUUACUCCUGAUUACGUCAGUGUGAGAGCAGUGUGACAACAGGAUCAAGUUCCAUAUACUGAAGAGAAAAAGGUAAGAGUUAUGUGGAUAACCAUCUCAUUUAAAUUACAUGGCGUGUUACAGGCCAGAUUGUCCUUUCCUUUCAGCUCAUAGCCUUAUGCAAGAAGCAGCACAUAGCUGCGCUACCCCAAAAGGAGUCCAAGUAAGGCAGUAUGCCACAACUAGCAUGUUGCUACUAUCAGGAAUCAGCAUUUGCAGCAUAGCCAGUCUGGAAGCAGAGCCAGUCCCUAGGCUACCUAAUGAGCACAGCUGGCCUGUAGUAGGCUGCCUGAUUGGCUACAUUGCCUGAUUGGUUCGAAGAGUCAGCAGUCUGGUGCUUAAGCCCAGUGGCUGCUCAAAGCAUUUGCUCAUGGCUGUGAUAGCUCUUGUGUCUGCUUUUUUCUAGUCCUGUCCCUGUCCCAUUCCAGGUAACCUGGUCUUGACCUUUGGUGCUGAUUCCUGCUCUGACCAUUGAGUGUGACUACCCAUGUCCUGUUGCUUGAGAGCUACCCCACCCCAAAAUGACUCAGCUGUGCUAGUUGGUGCAUUGGGCCAGAGACACAGCUCCACUCAUUCCCCUUCCCCUCUUUAUCCAACGAAAGGAGAAGGGAGGAUGUACUGGGUGUGUAGCUGCUUUUCUUUCCCUGCACCUGAAGCAGAGAUGUGGUAAGAUCACACUGGGAUAGGUGGGUGUGUAUAGCUUUCUCCUCUUUAUGCCCCGGUGCAGGCAUGUAGAGGCAGAUCAAGACCAAGACCUGACCAUAGAAGCUGGUCAAGACUUGUUGGUCUAAUAUUUUAAAAGUGACUAAUCAUUUGGGUGCCCAACCCAAAGCACCUUAAAAAGGCCUGGUUUCCAGAGGGCAGGUGCUCAGCAAUUUCAGACUCUUUAAUGCUCUUGGGUGCCCAACUAAGAUCCAUUAAUCAGUCUUGAAAAUUUAGGCCAUUGCAUAUAAGGGAAAUGUAACUGAAAGCAUGAAAUAAAAAGGUUUUAUUUUAAAAAAAAUCUUAUGAACUAAGAAGAAAUUGCAGCAGCAGGACGCGAUGGCUCAGGAGAUUGGCAGUGAGCUGUGUAGUUUUAUACUGCUGUAAGAAAGGUUCAAAAUUAGUAGUGGUUCAUUGGUUCAAAUUCAAUAGUCACCAAAAGCUAUCUAAGAACUCCUCUGUAAACUCUAUGGCAACCUUUUUCUUUCUGAGCCUCCCCCCCACACGCUAUAAAAACUCCAGGGUCCACCUGUCCUACAAGAACUGUUUUUCUGCAUAUCCAAUAGAUUAAAAGUUGUAUUAAAUUGCUAGUUAUAUAAACACACACAUAUAAUAUAAAAAAGAAAAGGAUAAUAUAGGUACAAAAAUAAAAAACUGAAUAUUAUUUUUUUAGUUACUCAGCAUGAAACUUGUUGCUGGUGCUGACCCAUAGGCUGGGUGGCCCGCUAAGGUGAGUCAGGGUGUGAAGGUGGUACCACUGCCCAGGGCUGAAGCCUGGUUUAUUUUGGCAGACCCGUGAAACCUGCUUUUGGCCCCCCAGGGGACUGCAGACCCCUGGUGGAGAACUGCUGCUUUAUGGGCCAUGGUGAUAUUAGCCCAGUUCUUGUGGGAAAGAUGUCUGCAACACAGAAGUCACCACCAGAACUGUCUCAAAGUGGCACCUUUCUCAGUCUAAUUAAAGAAGGUAGCAAAUGGAAGGAUAUGGGGAUGGAAUUAGCUGUUCAUCACUAAAGAUGGUCCUUCCAAGUGGAGGCACAUUGUCAGGGUGCUGGGUGUGUGUGUGUGGAGAAGCUUGUGCUACCACUCUCCAUUCUGUUCCUUGUAGGAGAAUAAAAGAUCACUUCAUUUUGCAGGUCUGACAUCUUUGAGAGGCACUACAUUCCUAUCAGGAAGAACAAUAAAAGAAACAAAUGCAGUAAAGUCAAAGUUCCUGCUGUCUUAAUUUUUCCACGUUCGUGUAGCUUGGGGGUGUUGACAGCUUUGGCUGAGAAGCAACUAUUUUCAUAAUAUUGGUCUGUUCAAAACAAGAUCAUAUAGAUGAAUUGAAUAACAUUUGCUUUUUAAUGGGGAGACAAAUAGAAUUUGCACUGAGUAAUAGCUACAUAAUCCUGGAGUUUCUCUGAAAAGGAUAAAAGAAGAGUUGUUUGUGUUCAGUUUUAUCAAAUUUUAAAUUAAGUUACCGAGGAAAGGUUAGGAUAAAGCAUAAUUUGACAUUAAAGAGGAAGAAUAAUGCCAACUCCAUUGGUACUGGCUUUUCCAGGGCUUUUAUACAUAUGAGAAUAAGAUCUGUAAAUUAUAAAAUGAUACUGGGACCCCUUCUAAGAGACCUUCACCCUACCAUUUCUUGUCCAUCCAUUGUAAAAGAGAUAGUAUUGUUCUAUAUAGUUUAUCACCAUUAUUAGAGGCUUGAAUACCCUUGCUUUUCCCCAAAAGAAGAACUAAAUAUAGCUGAUACAGAAAUUCUUUUACAGCAGCGAUGCCAAGUUGUUGUUUUUAAACACGUCUGUGCAGAGAAGAAAUGGGCCCUUAUCCAUCUUGCCUUCCGGCCAAGCCAUUUAACCAGAACUGGGAAUACUGACAAAGUUUCUCAGUCUCCCGCUCUCUAACAGAAUUGUAUAAAAUAAAGCAACCCUUUCCAGCUAUCAGUAGGGAAACAGAAAGCCACAAAAUGUUCGUUAAAAUAUUAUGCUGCACAGGUUUUUUCAGGAAAGAAGCCAACAGUUGUGCAGCACAACAGUUAUAAUAAGGGGUAAAUGUCAAUAUGUAAAUCAAUAACUGGCUGGAUGCCACUGGCUUCUGGAUGGUUAGCUGAAGACUGAAAUCUUGCUGCUUCUAUUGUGUCCUGCUCACAAUGGUACAGAGCCAGUGCUACUAGAAGGAACCAAGCACAACAAUGCAAAUCAUGAAGCCCCUGAAGAACAUUUCUGCGCAUGGCUGCUUCUUGUAAUCAGCCAUGGAAUUUAAUGAGGCACCUGCAGUUUAUAGAUAGCCUAGUUCCAACAUAAAGUGCACUGAGAAUGCAAUGUCUGCUUCUUAAAAUUCAUCAGUAAACCAUACACUAGAAAGAGCUCACUGCAGCAAACAAUGCAUCCCAUCAGUUUAUAAUUCCAAGUAACCAUAUUCUCCAGAUAGAUGACCUACAAUGAAAUUGGAGGUUAAUUCAGAAGCCAGCAAGGUCUCCUAAGUAGCAGAAGAGUGAAAGGAAGGAGGGUAGUUAUUUUGAGUUAAUAUGUUUUAUUCACAUUUGAUUUUACUUUUUAUAAAUGAAGUAGCCACUGGAGUCAGUAGAUACUUCUGACAUGUGACAAGAGCAAUUAACUCUUUGUACACCUGACCCACAUCACAUGAGUUGGAUCAAGAAAUAAAGCUCAGCCUCGUACCAGUGCUUCUAGGUAUUAUGCAAUUUCUAUAGUCCUGAAUUCACUAGGCUGGUUACCCCUUCUCCUUGCACAGUAUGUUCCUUGCAGUAGAAACACAAUCUGAGGGGACCAGUGGCUCCCUCCUGUGUCCUGGGUGAAUGGUCUCCUCUUUCCUUUGCUCCUACCUUUACUUUUCUCCAGUGCCUUUGGUUGUUUCCCACCUGCUGCUGCUGCUACAGUUGGAGUGGUUACUAUAGUGGCUUUGCAUCUAGUUCUUCUUCCAUCUGCUUCUCCUCCAGCAACUCUGCUUCUAAGUACAUCUCAGCCAUUGCAGACAGUUGGUGUCAGAUCACGCAUCCCCGAACCCUUCAUGUAGCUGACCUAAAUGCAUCUUUAAAAACCGCAGCUCUAUUAACUCUAAGGCCUGGUCUACACCUAAAAAUUAGAUCUGACCUAACUACAUCGCUCAGGGCUGUGAAAAUUGUUGCUCUCUGUGAGACAUAGGACAACCUAACCCCCAGUGUAGACACAGCUAAAUCAGUGGAAGAGUUUUACCAUCUCUCGGAGAGCUGGAUUAACAAUAUCAACAUAAAAACCCCUUCUGUCAAUGUAGGAAGCGUCUACACUGUGGCACUACGUUGCUGAGUUAGAUGCAGGACUCACUGAAUUAAAUUUAUAGCCAGUGUUAUGGAGGAGGUCAGUUUAUGUGAUCAUAAUGGUUUCUUCUAGCCUUCGAUCUAUGAAUCUAUUCCCAUCUAAUCAAGAAUGGCCAGGCUCAUGGUCUGUGGCAUUGUCCUCUCCCAGGACUCUAUAGGUUGCUUGUGACUCUCCUGUUAGGAGUGGAGUUGGACAAUCCAGGACUACUCUCACUGAGCUGCAGUGGCCAUCUGGCUGAAUGUAAUCAGACAUGCUUCUGGAUUACCAUCUAGUUCCAUUUUAGAUGGGUGUACUCUUAGACUUGCAGGAAGCGUAGGUGGUAGUUUAUUACAAGUAAUCAAUAAAGAUAACCACUAUCCCUCCCUAUAGCUGCCCUUCUGCAUUUGUGGAAUGGGGAUUUUAUUGAUGAUUAGAAGAUGGGAUGGGAUGUUCUUUGCAGCACUUUGAAAUAAUUCAACAACAACAUCUGCUAAAAAGGAGCCCCUCUGAAACAGUGAAUUCACAGAAAAAUAAAAGGCUUGUUGCUAAGAAUUACAGAUAUUGUCACCUACUGAGUAAGCAACUGGAAAUCACCGGCAUUAUUCCCUGAAUCUAUAAUACAUUCCAGGCUUUAUUAUCUUGGACUAGCAUAUGUUAUUGCCACAGCAAAGAAUUCUGUCAAACUUCUUCAUGUGAUCCAUUCACUAAGUGCGUCUCAAGCUUCACAGGAAAUUGGCUAUGAAUUAUUUUGUAACCAUUGACUACGGCAUGUUGACUUUAAACAUCUGGGAUUAAUAUUUGAAGUCUUGGUCUAAUUUUGUCAUAACCUGUAAAUAUCUGACACUCGCCUUAAAAUUUUUCCUGGAAUGGCAUCCCUUGGAGAUUUUUAACACAUGUUAUAAAGUGUAAUCUGUGUUAAGAUUGAGCAGUACUUCUACAGGAUAGAAAGAGAGGGGUAGAUUUGUAUUGUUAGUUAUUAGAAAUACAUUUAACAGCAGCAGGAAAAAAGUAAGCUUCAUUCUGCUCCACUUUUGUUGUUGAAUAUAGUUUACUUGUCAGUUUCAUGUCAUGUAAACAUCCCAUUCUCCGCUCCCCCCCCCCAAAUUUACAGUAGUUAUGUCUCACUUGCCAGAACCUCAGAUGAUGUAAAUGGACAGAGCUCCACUGAAGUUAAUGGCGUUGCAGCUAUUUACACCAUCUGAGAUUUGGCCUAAAGUGUUUAAAACUGGAAGUGUGGCAUAUUGCCUAAUCCUGGCACAAUGACUUCAUGCUUAGUCAAAGCAGAUGCACAAACUGGUCACUCUUAUGUGGUACAUACUGGUUGGCUGACAAUCACUGCUUUAAAGACAGCAGUCCUAUAGCAGCCUCUCACAAAAGGGUUUAGGUAGAGCAGGUAAAUUUUUGGCAACAAACUUUGAAAAAAGUGAAGUCUUCAUUACUUUCCACCUUUUUUUGCAGAAAUUUUCAAAACAGAAAAUUUCAAGCUAACUGAAAAUAGAAAAAAGCUGACAGCAAAUUUUCAGCUAGUUCUGGUUUCAGGGAAUAAUUUUAGUGGAGGCUUCAGAUGAGAAAGUCUUUUUAAACGACCCCGUACUACUGCAUAUAUUGACUCUAAAAUGGAUACCUAGAGAGGAAUUGUGGGGCAGAUUGUCACCUGAUAUAAUCUGGCAUAAUUCCAGUAAAUUCGAUGGGGAGCUACACUGAUUUACACCAACUCAGGUUCUUGCCCUGUAUAUACAUUUUUGAUCUGGCACAACAUGUACUACUGCUCAAGGCAGUCGGAAAUGGAAAGAAUACGUGGUCACUGAUCUGUGUUAAUUCUUUUGUGGAUAUCUUGUAAAGGGGCAAGUUGGUUUUGAAUAACAGGAUGUGAGCAAAUGGCAUUUCUACUGUUCUCCAGACAGAAUAUAGAAUCCAUCUCAUAUCUUACUUCCUAGGGUUUGGCCGUCCUUAAAUAAUAACAAAAGAACACAAACCUCAGUCCUUUUUCCCAAAACCUUGCCAUUCUUAGCCCUUCCUGGUGAAUCUCUGUAUUUCCACCCCUCACAGCUUCUGACCAUAGGCUUGCACCACCUCUUUUAUAACCUGGUGAGCCAAGAAGUCACGUUUGUCACAAUGAGUCAGCAAAAUUUAGUCAGCUUUACAAGAGAGCCCUAUAAGGUUACAGAUUGUACCAUCUGUUAAAUGGGGCCAUAAGGAACCCCAGGGUUAAUGGUUGAUUUCUAAAGACUGAAACAAGCAAGCAUUUUAUAAAAUACAUGUUGGUUGGCUGUUUAUUUUUUAAGAGAUUUAAAUGUGAGCUUUUUCCGUAUUUCGUGCUGCCAGGUGCUUGUCUUGUUAUCUACUUGGGAACUUAUAGGACCCCAUCUCCACAGUAUCUGAGUGUCUCACAAACAUUAAUGGAUUUACUCUCAUGGCACUUCUGUGCAGAAGGGGAGUCUAUUAUUCCCCUCCCCCUUUUUUUUUUUACACACAGAUGGGGAACUGAGGCCCAGAUGGGUGCUCUAACCACCAGGCAAUAGGCUGCUCUGAGAGAAAGCCACCUUACCCAUCCCCUACCCUGCCAUCGCAAAGGAACAGAAACCUCAAUCUAUAAAGGUGCUUAGGUGCCCGAAUCUUGAUUUACACACCUAAAUCCAAGCUUUUGGCUCCACUGCAAUCCUGUCAAACUGUGAGACACCCAGUUGCACUACAGUGAUUGCUCAUGGGCAUGGUGUUCAUGUCAGCAACAGAAUGAGGCUUCCAAACUCUCUGCAAAUAGAUCCUGACCCAAACUUGACUCCCAUGAAAUGAAAGCCAACCACAUUAAUUACUUUCUAUAGCAUAUUUCCCAAAGUGCACCAUUCAGGGUGGAGUUCUAAUCAUACUGAAGUUUUAUAAAGCAGAUGGGUAUGGACUUCUUGCUGAUGCAUGUUCAUAACUGUUCAGGCAGGGCAGAGCAUCCAAAAAAUUGUGGGACAGAGGAAUGACGGAAAUAAUUCUGAAUUAAAUACUACUGAUUGUUCCAGUAGUGGUGUAAUAGUAAACAUGAGAGGCAGUGUGGUUUAGUGUGGAGGGCACUAGACUGGGAAUCAGGAGACCUGGGUUCUGUUCCUAGUUCUGAUACUGACCAGUUGUGUGUUCUUGGAUGAUCAAUUCACCAGUCUGUGCUGUCUGACUUGUCUAUUUAGUGUGCAAGCUAUUCAGGACAGGAACUGUCUCACUAUGGUUAUGUCUACACUCUGAGCAAGGAGUGUGAUUUUCCUGCUCAUGUACACACACUCGCUCUCAUCAUGCUAGUGCGAAUAUAAUUAGCAGUGUAGCAGAGGCACAGCUAAACCAUGCUGCUGCUGCUGUGGAUACGCUGCUUGAUGAGAGCUAGCACGAGUAUGUCCACACGAGUAGGGAAUCACACUCCUCAUUUGUAGUGUAGACGUAGCCUAUGUGUUUGUGCAGUGCCUAAUACAAUGUAGUCCCAAUCUAGGUUGGGACCUCAAAGUGCUUUUUUAAUACAAACAAUAAUCAGUGUAAAAUGGCACACUAUCUGAGCAAGCAUUCAAAUAUUGUCCAAAUCACAAGCUAGUCCAUAAUGAAUAUGUUCAAUGAUAUUACCUGGCUUUCCAGCUUUUACUGAGCCAUCUAGCUGACGUGGCCAUUUAUAAUUAACAUAAUGAAUAUUAAUAAUUCAUGCAAUAAAAUAGUGAAUUGUUACAUAAAUAUUUAUUCAAUUUUUAUGCAAAGGGAAACAAUAAAAUGCACUUUUUUUGCAAUGAACUAUUUUUUUUAAUACUACACACAUUAAAAGGAGGCUGGAUUAUUGUUCUAAGAAUUCUGCUCCAUUAUGCAGCAUUAAGCAUUUACAGCUGAUUUGAACAAGUUAGGCUUUGCCUCAGAUUUCCCUGAGGUACUGUGUGAAACUGCAUUAUAAAGUGAGUAUUGUUGAGACCUGAACAGAAACUGACUCUUCAGACACUUGAAAAUAAAAAUGAUAUGUUGCUAAAAUGCGGCCAACAGGUCUAUUACACUGUGAAUGUCUGAUAGUUUUCUUUAACAUUGCCUGUCUUAAAAAUUAAUGAUGCAUAUUUUUACUGUCACCUCAUUACUGAUAUGAUAGUAAACAUGGUGGAUAGGAAUCUAGCUAAGAAGGCAUGGAUAAAUAUGUUCUUUUAUAUAAAGGAAUCACCAGGUUCACCAGAAGAGCAUCAUCCACCCCACUCCACCUCACUCCCCACUGAACUUAUACUGCUCUAGUUAUUUACCUGACAGUAUUACCAUCCUAUAUUCUUCUUUUUAACAGUUUAUAAGUCUGUUAUAAAAAUUCAUCUGAAGUUGAAACAUUGUACAUAAGAUCUCAUCACAGAAACAGAUUUUUUUUGGGUGGACAAAUUUUGAAAAAGAAAAUGAGUUUAGAUGUGUUUAAGUUACAAAGCAGAAAAAAAGUUUUCUGCUACAACACCUUUCAAAAUUUAAAAACCGGUUUAACGUUUUUAAAACUCCCAUCAGCUAAACACUUCUUUAUUCUACUUUAGCUAACAGGUUAAUAUCUACCUAAUCUACAUGUCGAGCUAGGCGUGUGAUUCCCAGCUCACGUACACAUACUCGUGCUAGCGCUCAUCGAGCUAGUGCACUAAAAAUAGUAGUGUAGCUGUGGUAGCACAGGCAGCAGUGAAUGGUGGCACGAGCCAUCCUAAGUACAUACCCAUUGCCUCCAGGCAUGCUUGCAGGUGGGGGAGCCAGCUUGUGCUCCUGCUUGCUGCUACCCAUUCUAUGGAAGCUACACUUCAAUUUUUAGUAUGCUCUCUCCGUGAGAGACGUGUAUACCCCUAGCUCAACGUGUAGCUAUAGCCUAUAUGUCUCUAACUAGGGAAUUAAUGAAGAUGUAUAUAGCUGAUUUCAAGCUGGCUUGGAUUGGUGCCCAUGUAUUUGGAGCGACGGGUUUUCCAUUACAGCAGUGCAUUUACUCUACUUUUUUUUUUUUUUUAAAUUUGCAGAAUUCUGAUUCUAUUGCUCUCCUUUUUUAAAUUUAAAAGGAACCUCAGUGGCAGAAUAUCUAGUUAGUCAUAGAAAACUGAAAACCAUCAGGACAAAGCAAGGUGUGCAUGUGGCCAUAAGAUAACACAUGCCCUGAAAGAGAUAUGAUGUAAAACUUGAUACUUUUACUAGCCUACAAAGCAUUUUCCCUCAUGGGAACUCAAGCCUUGAAAUUCUGAAUCAUAAUUGAGGACAAGUCUUCUAUUUUUUUUUAAAUACUAAGAACACUAGAGAGCCAUCAACUGAUAAGUGUUUGAAUUUGUACAGAUCAUACAGGACUUUACACUACUGGUUGCAAACUUACAAGGAUAGACAGGAACCUACAAACUGCACUGCAGGAAGGCAGCACUAUUCUUUAUUUCUGAUUUCCCUCUAUACACCUAUGGCACAUUAAAGUAGUUCUUUUUCCAUGAGUGGAAACUUGCCUCACUUCUUUAAAUUGUAAAUACAGGAGCUUUAAAAUAUCCUAUAAAUAUGUAGGUCCUGAUGCAGUAAAAAAUUACUGCUCCGAUACUAUGGCAAUGGGUGUUGUGUAAGAACUUAAAGAGAUAUCUGCAUCCUUUUGGACUGUGCAAUCACAGAAGGCUUUUUAGAUAGCAGCUUCACAGCUGGCUAACCUGUUCUUUAUGAUUCUGAUUCAACAAAACACUUAAGCACAUCUGUAACUUUUAGCCUGUGGGCAGUGCCAGUUGACUGAAAUGGAACUACUCACUAUUUAAAGUUACACACGUAUUGUAAGUGUUUUUCUGGAUCAGGGUCUAUGCUUGCUAAUACUCAUGCUAUGAUAUAAAUGUACAAUAAUUAGGGAAAAAUAGAUUUUCUGGACUAGUGCAUUUGAACAGCAAGUUACUGUGUUAGAGCCCAAUCCUGCAAACACUUAAUCAAAUGACUGACUUGACUCAUGCAUAGUCUCAGUGAACUCAAGGGGCCUAAACAUACUUACAUGCACAAGUGCUUAGAGGAUCAGAUCUUUCAGUGAAAGGAGCUAACAUAUGUUUUAGUUAAAUUAGCACACUGGCAUAACUCCUUCUGAUUUAAUACUUUAGUUGCUUAGUAAAUGUGCAAGACAGGACUUCUAAAGUAUUUUUAAAAUAGUUCAUUUUUUUAAAAUAGUGGACUAUGCUGUCAUUAAUUACGGCAGCACAAUUAAAGCCAAUUAAGCUUUGGCAGCCUGUCCCCUUAAAUGAAAAUGGGAUUAUGUCCCAUGGAUUCUGACAUGGGAAUCUAGGCUACAAAAUGGAAAUUAUCCCUCAUAUCAGCACUUACGUAAUUUGGCAACCAGGAGUGAUCAAAAGCUGCUGGCUAGUGUGAACUGUCUGUACUAAAACAGGAUUUUACUUACUCUACAUACUCUGCACAUUUUUUAACAUCUGUAAUAAAAUAUGCUGUGCAUGUAUGUACAGAUAUAUAUUUGGACUGCUGUCUAGCUGUAAUAAAAUUAAAAUUGUUCUUGAAGUUAACAGCUAGAUUCCAGGAGCUAGGAUUUCCUACUGCAACAAAAGAAGACACAUUAAGGUCUAAACAUCUUGAAAAUUUCUACAUGUGAACGAACUUAACUGAUCUUAUAUGUUGUUUUUCAUAUGCACUUGUUUUCUUUAUCAAUAUUUUUAAAAAAGUGAAAAGUCUCCAAG